This is a messenger RNA of Ceratotherium simum simum (southern white rhinoceros), 1196 nucleotides long. RefSeq names its product protein FAM163A. The record is from RefSeq and is a predicted model, not a curated record. Lineage: Eukaryota; Metazoa; Chordata; Mammalia; Perissodactyla; Rhinocerotidae.
CUGGGGCCAGCGCCAAUCAGGUCGCUCGGUACCUGCCCCCAGCCCCGGCCACCUGGAGGGGCGAUGAGGUUCUCGGCUCCGUGCAGGGCCAGUCCUCGGAGCGCCGGGGCGGGCAGAGGAGCCUCACGUGGGCCUCCCCAGCCCCGGGCACCCGGAAGGACGCGCGCAGACCCCGUGGGAUCCGAACGCGGGAUCGUCGCUGGAGCGGAGCUGCUCACCGCGGUAACGGGUCAGGGCGCUCCCCCGCGCCAAGGUUCCCUUGAAAGAAGAAAUCGAAGGAAGGGGGCGGGGCGCGGGGGGGCCGAGGACCCCGCGGGUCGCCGGGCUCCGCGCGUGGAUGUGCCUGGCCAGCGCGUACUUUCGAGGGCGCCUCUGGACCCUGGGACUGAUGCCCUUGGCCAUGACACACCCCCAACUGCUAUCUGCUCAGGUGCAGCAGACUGAGUGACUGAGCCAUCGCUGCUCCAGCUGUUUCACAGUUUGAUGGGGCAUCGGGCGGAUGACAGCGGGAACGGUUGUGAUCACUGGCGGAAUCCUAGCUACGGUCAUCCUCCUCUGCAUCAUCGCUGUCCUGUGCUACUGUAGGCUCCAGUAUUACUGCUGCAAGAAGAGCAGAGCCGAGGAUGCAGACGAGGAGGAGGCGGAGGAGGAGGAGCACGACCUGCCCACACCCCCCAGAGGCCCCACCUGCAAUGCCUGCAGCUCCCAAGCCCUGGAUGGCCGAGGCGGCCUGGCGCCUCUCACCGGCGAGCCCUGCGGCCAGCCGUGCGGGGUGGCAGCCAGCCACUGUGCCACCUGCUCCCCAUACAGCUCCCCCUUUUACAUACGGACGGCUGACAUGGUGCCCAAUGGGGGUGGAGGCGAGAGGCUCUCCUUUGCUCCCUUGUACUACAAGGAGGGGGGCCCUCCAGCCCUCAAAUUGGCAGCACCCCAGAGUUACCCGGUGACGUGGCCAGGCCCUGGGCGCGAGGCCUUCACCAAUCCAAGGGCUAUUAGCACAGACGUGUAACCCCUUUCACCCGCAAGCCCCACACACACCAAGCUGCUGGCCCAGCAGGAGCCAUGGGGGCAGCGAUGACCCCUCUGACAGCCUGUAAGGACUGUCUCAGUUUCUUUGGCUUUUCUUGCCCCCUCAGUGGAGGGUUCACCAGGAUUCAAGCUAUUGAGUGCUUUGGGAACCAGGGCAGGGUCUGGUU